AUGUCUUUAUUCAAAGUAAAGCAAUGGUGGUCAAACAAUAAAUUACAAGAAACCACAUGCAAUAUUGGUACUCAAUGUACAGGAUGUCUUAGGGUUGAUAAAUUUAACUCUUAUACAGACAGUGAUUGUAUUAUUAUUGCGGAAGAGUUUUACUUGAAGAUUUAUAAGCCAACACCUAAUCAAUUGGUAUCGGAUAUAUUAUUAGAAACUCAAGUGAAUGAUGUCAUCUUACAAAUUGAAAUUGGAAAAUUUACUGCGGGAACUACAGACCGCCAGAUUAUCGUCUUACAUCCAUUAAAAUAUGUCGUUUAUCAACUCGAAAAGAAAGAAGGACUCAUCGAUGCAGGCGAUCAGAACAUAUUGAAAACUACGUUAAAACAUACGUUCACUAGAAGGGCUUACAGUUUAUCUUGUGGUCCAUUUGGUAAUAUAAAAACUAGAGAUCUAAUAUGCGUUCAAGGCUUAGAUGGCAGUCUUAGUUUCUUCGAUCAAGAAACGUUCUUGUUUAUGUGCAUAUUUGACGAUGUGAUAAUCCCAGGGCCAAUUUGUUACAUUGCUAGUUGCGACUCAUUUGUAAUCAGUAAAUCAACUUGGAUAUUAGAGAUCUACAGUUAUCAACAAUUAAGAGAAUUCAGCGAAGUAAAUUUGCGACAAAAUAAAAAAAAUAUACCACAAUGGAUUUACAAUGCUGGAGAGGAAAUUUCAUCAGUCCAAGUAAUACAGACUAGUACAAACUUUUCCAGUAUAGUGGCACUUGGCGAGAGGUACCUUUAUUGUUUUCAAGACAACGGUUUAAUGAAAUACAUGUUGAAAUUCGAGUAUAUGCCUGUCUGUGUCUGCGCUUACCUUAUUGGUUGGUUCUAUGAGCCUACAUCCCGAUUGUUAGUAAUGGUAGCAUCAGAUGACGCAAAAUUAUACAUUUACGAAAGCACGACGUUGCUAUGGUCGUGUGACCUUCUGGAUCCACCCAUAGCGUUAACAAGGUGUUUUCUGAAAUCAUUACCAGGAGGUAUAGUGACGCUGUCAGCUAAAGGCGUCGUUACUGUUAGUUACUUAGGUACUGAACCUGACCUUAAUUCGAACGCGCCUCCGAUGAUAAAUGAAACAAUAGACCCAGAAGAAGUACAAGCUGUACUAGAAAAGGUUGAGGAGGAACUACAAUCAAUCUUAGAAACAAAAGGAGAAGUAGGUAAUUAUAACCUUGGAGUUGCUCAGUCGAUAAAAAUAAAAGCUGAAGUAGGAAAACCCACUCAAAACUUAUAUCAAGAAUAUCCCAAUGAUAGCGAAGAAGCACUACAUUUAAUAAUGUGUCCUGUGAUAGUGACGCUCUCUUGUGAAGACCCAAAUAUAAUCGAAAACAUUCAAAUCACAUACGCGUGCCAUCCCCCGUUUGCAUGCUCAGAAUCAGUGAUAUCUUUAGAUGGAAUGAACGGAACAGAAAUAGUUGAAUCUCAAGUUUUUCUUACAAGCGACACUGAUAUUGUUGAUACUUAUAUUGAUAUUACAUUAACGAUUACCGAUAAUAUACGAAAAAUUAUAGUUUUGGAAAAGAAAGUUUCAUUGCCCGUAAGUCUGUAUUGUAUUCCGGCGACUCUUGAUACAAUCAAAAAUAUAAAAUUGAAAAUCAAUACGAAUCUGACCGAAAUAAAUUUUGGUAGAAUUUUUUCAGAUUUCUCGGAAGAAGAUUUAUUUACUUUAGGAAACUCUCCAGAGAGGGUCACAUUAGCAUAUAGACCAACGAAGAAGACUGUCACAAUCAUAGCCCAUGAUGGAUAUUGUACUUUAGAAGCGGAUAAUUUCCCAGAAAUGACUGUAGUAUUAGAACAUUUUAUAUCAAAACUAUCUGAUUACGCCACUAGAAUGGAUAAAAAAGAUUUCAAAUAUGAAAUCAACUGGAGCAAAGAUCUGUUUAAACAAAUUACCUUUAAAUUUUUGAAAAGCGUGGAAAUACACGCUAAGCACAGAAUUAAAUUAAAAGGUUUAGAAGACGGAUUAAACAUGCUUCAAAGACAAUUCACUUUGGUACAAAAAAGACUGUUAGUUCAAUACGGAUCGUUACCGCCUGGUGAUUGUGAAUCAUUAGAAUUUCUCAUGCGGGAUACACAUACAAGACUGGUUAAAUGUGCUCAUCAAAUCGUACAGUGUAAAGAAGAUAUAUGCAGGGCUGGAUGCACUUUGGUAGCCAUGGGGCGUUUAUUAAUCUACAUUUUCAAACAAUCUUCAUUGGAGUCGUUUAAAAUGAAACUGGUAGAGGAGACACUUUGCUUAAACUCGCUUUAUGAUGAUUACCAGGAUUGGGAAGAGGCAGUCUCCCAAUCAUUAUCAUACAUAAUGAACAACGUGUUUAAAAAUACGGAAAAGGAUAGAGAAAAACUAGCGCCAGUCACCGAGCAAGGAGUACUCUCGCACAUAAACCUGAAGAGAUUCCUGAAACAAAUCAGGAUACUAUUGGAAAAGUUGUUUUUAGAAGCAUACGGCGAAGAAUCUGAACCACCGCACCAGACCAACAGUAGGGGAAAUCAAAUAAUCCGUAUUGAAGAGUUUGUCGACGUUAUAUAA
Messenger RNA from Chilo suppressalis (striped riceborer), 2559 nucleotides. NCBI's taxonomy places the organism in Eukaryota, Metazoa, Arthropoda, Insecta, Lepidoptera, Crambidae. The record is from the annotation of a GenBank genome assembly.